Molecule: messenger RNA, 1557 nt
Organism: Scheffersomyces stipitis CBS 6054
Lineage: Eukaryota; Fungi; Ascomycota; Pichiomycetes; Serinales; Debaryomycetaceae
Gene: GPI17
Product: PIG-S family GPI transamidase component
Exons: 1
Coding region: 1-1557 (518 amino acids)
Biological process (GO): attachment of GPI anchor to protein
Cellular component (GO): GPI-anchor transamidase complex
Source: RefSeq, a predicted model, not a curated record
AUGACUGAGACGGAGAGUGAAAAUGGCCUCAAGGUUCAAAACCAGGAAGUUCCUGAGUCAGACACAAUUGCAUAUAUCAGACGUCUCAUUGUGUUUAUUGUAGCACUCACAGUAUUGGGCUUAGGUUAUCCAGUUUUGCAAUUUACAACAGCCAUAUACAGAGCAGACUUGCCGGUAGAUGAAAUCACAAGUUUGGCCAGCACAUUACACAACGACAUUCUGUUCAAAAUCCCCGUCUAUUUAGACAUACCGACCACGUUAGACGUCUUUAUUCCUGAUUCUCAGGAGAAGUUGAACCAAUUUGUCAACUCCAAGUAUCCAGAACUUGCUAAUUUUUGGUCGCUCGACUUGAAAAAAAUCACACCUGGCAUUGAUCCGGAAAUUGACUAUGUCGUGAAACUUGUUCAAGAUGAAAAUGAAAAUGGAGACGAUGCUGUUGAUAUGUCUCCAUUUUCAAAGGAAACUACGUUGAAAGUGUCGCAGAAUUGGAUAGACUCUAAGUUGGUGGACCAGGUUUUGUCUUCAGUACUUGUAGACAUGGUUUUCAAAGAGGAAAUAUCUGAAUUAGUGUCUAUUAUCAACAAUAGGGCCAAAGAGUUGGAUAAAAACAUUGUUGUUCCAUAUUCACCGAACUACAAUUUAGUCUUUUCUCUACUUGUAGAAAAUGGUAGAACUGUCAAGUGGGAUAUUGAGACUGCUCUCAAGCAAAUGAAACCAUUCUUAAACAAAUUGACCCACUACACCAACUUCUCUAUCAGCACUCAGGUUCAGUACUACUCUAAGACUGAAAAACCUGUGGUGUUUGACGAGAAGAAAAAUGCUUACAUUUUGAAGGAAUCAGAUUUGUCAACUUUCAUCAACUUUGGUGACUGGAAUUUGAACACACAUGAUAUGGAUCCUUCUAUUAACUUCUUGGUCUACUUCCCAGAAUCUAAUUACGAAAACAAGCCUUGGGUGAUUGACCACUUGGAUAACGGUGCCUUUUUGGUGAAGCAAUGGGGUGGUGUAUACAUUUUCAAUAAGGAAAAGCCGAUUCUUGAAGGAUAUGAUGUCAACAUUACUGAGUUGGAAUUGAUCCCAAUAUUGGAAAUUUUUACCUCUCAGCUUUUCCAGUUACUUGGCUUGGCCACGUUUCCCAAGUCACCCUCUAUGAGAGUCGAUACCUUGACAAGAUUGACCUUAUUUAAAAAUUUGAAAAAAACAUUGGAAAACUUACAUUCUCUUGUCAAGCUCACAGUUUCAUUGAAUGAAAUAUCUAUUCCAGAUGAAACUAAAGAACAUGUCUUGAAGUCUAUCGAAUUGGUUAAGUUGGCCAUUAGCGAAAUUAACCAAAAACAAAACUACCAUAAUUCCAUGACCAUAUCAUCAAAGGCUUUAACGAUUUCUGACAGAGCCUUCUUUGACAAAGAAAUGGUCCAGCAAGCGUACUUUCCAAAUGAACAUAAGAUGGCGGUCUUCUUGCCCCUCCUUGGGCCUGUCACUUCUAUUUUGGCCAUAGCGUUAAUCAAGAUCUUAGUUAGUUUCAAAACAGGGUUGAAAAAAAAGAAGGCCGAUUAA